This is a messenger RNA of Thunnus maccoyii (southern bluefin tuna), 2234 nucleotides long. RefSeq names its product cytosolic arginine sensor for mTORC1 subunit 2 (gene castor2). Gene Ontology annotation, cellular component: cytosol. Gene Ontology annotation, biological process: negative regulation of TORC1 signaling; cellular response to L-arginine. The transcript has 9 exons. The record is from RefSeq and is a predicted model, not a curated record. Bases 268 to 1254 code for a protein of 328 amino acids. NCBI's taxonomy places the organism in Eukaryota, Metazoa, Chordata, Actinopteri, Scombriformes, Scombridae.
CGCGUUUCCGUUGCAGCUUUGACAGCAGCUCCGUUUUUCACCCCUCUGCUUUCUUUAUUCCUCCCUGCCUCCCUCUUUCUUUCUCUAUUUAAUACGCCUGAGCCUGUCGCCCCUGUGUGUGAGUGUGUGUGUGUGUGUGUGAGAGAGAGAGUAUUUAUUUAUUUAUGCAUCUCAUCUGAAAGUACUUUGGGUUUUUUUCUUUUUGCUUUUUUUUUUUUUUUUUUUUUUUUCAUUUUUAGUCGUUCCUCAAAUGAGAAGACGUAAAAGAUGGAGCUUCAUAUUUUAGAGCACAGCUUGAAAGUGGCGAGUAUAGAGAAAGAGGGGAUCCAGAUUUGCACUCACGGAUUAAUAAAACUCGCCUUCUUGGCCUCUAAAACAAGAUGCAAGUUUUUCAGUUUGACAGAGACUCCGGAGGACUACACUAUUAUCGUUGACGAGGAAGGCUUCAAAGAGCUGCCUGAGUCAGAGCACAUCAGUGUUGCUGAUGCCACAUGGUUGGCCCUUAACGUGGUGUCGGGGGGCGGCAACGCCUCCAGUUCGCAACCCAUCGGAGUCACCAAAAUCGCUAAAUCAGUCAUCGCUCCGCUGGCCGACCACAACAUCUCUGUUUUCAUGCUGUCAACCUAUCAGACGGACUUCAUUCUGGUUAGAGAGCGAGACCUGCCAAUGGUCAUGCACACGCUGUCUUCUGAAUUCACUUUGCUUCGGGUGGUCAACGGAGAGACUGUUGCUGCUCACAAUCUGGGAGUCACCAAUGGCUUUGUAAAGCCAAAACUCGUGCCCCGUCCCAUCAUUCACCCGUUAUCUAGUCCCAGCAACAUGUUCUGCGUGACCAGCUUGGACCCAGACACACUACCCUCCGUAGCCACCCUUCUCAUGGACGUCAUGUUUUACUCUGGAGGGCCAAAGGAGCCGGGAGCAUCCAAUGAGGACUCGAGCCACAUCCGCUUCUUCUCCUUCUCCCUGAUCGAAGGCUACAUCUCUCUGGUCAUGGAUGAACAGACAACUCAAAGGUUUCCAAACAAUGUCCUCUUCACCAGCGCUUCUGGUGAGCUUUGGAAAAUGGUUCGAAUUGGGGGACAACCUUUAGGAUUUGAUGAAUGCGGCAUCGUGGCUCAAAUAUCAGAACCCCUGGCAACAGCUGACAUUCCAGCUUACUACAUUAGUACCUUCAAGUUCGACCACGCCCUGGUUCCCGAAGAAAACAUCCAAAGUGUGAUCGGCGCUCUGAGGACCGAGAGCACGGCGCAGUGAAGGAAGCUGGAGGAAAAACAAUGAAAACAACCGUUUUCAAAGUCAUUUCGUUUAUCAUGUCCAAAAAGUGCCAAGAGCUUAUUAGCGGACUACUGUUGAUCGGCUCUGAAAGGAAGGGAUCUAACCCCAAAGUGUGGGGUGGUGUAUGGAGGAGUGUGGCAGUGUGUUAGGGAUGCCUUUGUUACUCGGUCAUUUUCUUUACCCCCACAUCUCCUUCCUUCCUUCCUUCAUUGGCACUCGAGGCCUCCACUGCCUGCUCUGGUAGUUGUUGCUUUAGUUUACCGGACUGAAUAUGUUUUUUUUUUCCCUCUCUAAAGCUGCUUCUUCCCACUCCCUGACCCUCACAAGCACCAUACUGUAUUAGUUACAUAAUUCCUCUCAUGGAAGGAUGACGAAUGUACUCUCAAAAACAAAAGAAAUAUUCUAUAUAUAUAGGCAUAUAUCAAGCUCUCCAUUUUCUUUUUUUGUUUUGUUUUUUCAACAGGUCAUUUUUCAGUGCCAAGAUGUUUGAAUGCCUAAACCGAUGCCUUUGUCAAAAUACAUGUGUGCAAUUGAAGGAGACAAUUUUGGAGACCGCCAGACGGCCUGGUUCAGUCAUAUGGUGUGUUUUUGCUUUUAGUAGCUGUUGAACAUUGUUUUAAUCACAGCAAUGAUCUAACUGUUGGAGUCCCUCAGACUUAGAUGUUAAAUUCAGAGGCCUCGAGAUGCUUGAUCUAGUGAAACAUGAAAUGAAUCCAUCAUCCUCUUGAUGAAGGAUUAUUCUUUUAGUACUUUCAUAAGUAAUAUGCAUUCGCACUGUGAGCAACCUGGUUGAUCAGUCACUCAGAAUCAGCAGAUUUUAUUUAGGUAGUGGGACUGCAAGGUUUUAGACAGACAAAUCGGUGAGAAAGCACAAUUUAUGUAGCAUUAAUCAUUGAGUUCAGAGUCGUGUGUGAGAGUUGGAUUAGUUUAUGAAUCGAUUUGAUGUAGAGAAAAUAAAU